AUAAGAUAAAUACUAUUACUGAUAUUAAUAAGCUCUUGUAGUGGCCACACAUGAGAUAACACAUUUAGUUAUCAAUUGCCGUUCUUCACCCCAUAAAUUGCUGGACAUUUCGGUUGUGUUCACUGGAGAAACUCCAUUUUUCACCAUGGCAAAAAGACCUAACAUUCUUGUUCUUAAACCCUUUGAAAAUAGUAACCUUUACCUUAGAAGAAUGGAGGAUAAGAUGAAACCAAGUGCAAGUGCAAGUGAAGUAAAUGAACUUGAGGGUUUACUUGAAGACCUAACAUCUAAUGAUGUUCCGAAGGGAAUUCAAAAUCAACCACUUCCUCAGAUACCUAGCUUGAAUUCAGUUCAAACUUACAUUUUAAAAAAUACUUAUGCUAACAGCCCUCCUAAACUUCCUUCUAGAAACCUUAAACCUAGUAAUAUUGAUAGCGAUAUGUACAAGAACACCCAAUGUGUGAGGUGUGAUUAUGGUUUUGAGCCUCAUGAAAAGAUUGUCAAUACAAAUGGAGAGCUGUGGCAUCCCCAGUGCUUUGUGUGCGCUCAAUGCUUUCGCUCCUUUCCAGAAGGAAUUUUUUACGAGUUUGAGGGUCGCAAGUAUUGUGAGCAUGAUUUUCAGAUGCUCUUUGCUCCUUGUUGCGGUCGCUGUGGUGAAUUUAUCAUCGGUCGCGUUAUUAAAGCAAUGAAUGCCAAUUGGCAUCCCAAGUGCUUCCUCUGCGAGAUGUGUGACAAAGAACUAGCCGACCAGGGGUUCAUUCGUCACCAGAAUAAGGCACUCUGCCACGAUUGUAACGCUCGAGCAAAAGCCGCCAGCUUGGGAAAACAUGUUUGCCAUAAGUGCCACUCUAUGAUUGAUGAUCGUCCGCUACGUUUCCGUGGCGAAGUCUAUCAUCCUUAUCAUUUCAACUGCUCGUCUUGCGGAAUUGAACUCAACGCGGACGCACGUGAAGUUAAAAGCAGACCAGGUUUCACCGCUAAUGAGAUGAACGAGUUGUAUUGCUUGAGAUGCCACGACAAAAUGGGUAUUCCAAUUUGUGGUGCUUGCCGUCGUCCAAUUGAAGAGCGUGUCGUUACGGCGUUAGGAAAGCAUUUUCAUGUUGAGCAUUUCGUAUGCGCCAAAUGCGAGAAACCGUUCUUGGGUAAUCGCCAUUAUGAGAAGAAGGGUCUUGCCUAUUGCGAAACCCAUUAUCAUCAGCUUUUCGGCAAUCUUUGCUUCGUUUGCAAUCAAGUUAUUGGAGGAGAUGUGUUUACCGCAUUGAACAAAGCCUGGUGUGUUCACCAUUUCGCUUGUUCGGUUUGUGACACAAAAAUGUCGCAGAAAACCAAGUUCUACGAAUUCGACUUGAAACCGACUUGUAAAAAAUGUUUCGAUAAAUUUCCGGCUGAACUUCGGAAGCGUUUGAAGAAAGCUUACGAGACUAGCCCGAGGAAAAGCUCUGCAGCGAAUUAGUAUGGGAAUAAUAAGUAACGAAUCAACAUAAUUGGAUUCGUUUUUUUUCCCCGGCUCUUGUUUACCUUUUAAUAUUCUUACUCCUAGUAAAUUGAUAAAUAUGCUGAAUUUUAAAAUUCUUUUUCCUUCACAAGGUGCCUUGCUUUUACUGUAUCAAAGAUAAGACCACAAACUUUUAAAUUACAAGUUAAGCGAUUAAUGACUUUACGUCUGCCGAUUAGCGUAAGUACAAGAAUUAUUCAUAUUUAAAUUCUACAGGAUUUUCGUGUUUUUUUACUUCACUUCUCGCUUAUUUCUGUAAGCUACAGUCACACUUUUAAAAUGUUUCCCUCAUUGAAAUCACUUUCAAGUUCACAAAAAACAACAAAAUAUCUUAACAACUGCUGACGUGUCUUCCGAAUAAUGAUUUUUAAACAUGUAAUAAACUAAUAAUCUCACA
Messenger RNA from Daphnia pulicaria, 1892 nucleotides. RefSeq names its product LIM and senescent cell antigen-like-containing domain protein 1 (gene stck). Gene Ontology annotation, cellular component: cytoplasm; focal adhesion; cell-cell junction. NCBI's taxonomy places the organism in Eukaryota, Metazoa, Arthropoda, Branchiopoda, Diplostraca, Daphniidae. Gene Ontology annotation, biological process: cell-cell junction organization; positive regulation of integrin-mediated signaling pathway; positive regulation of substrate adhesion-dependent cell spreading. The record is from RefSeq and is a predicted model, not a curated record. Bases 146 to 1453 code for a protein of 435 amino acids. The transcript is spliced from 8 exons.